CGUUGAGAAAGAACACUCGUUCAGUACAACACUACACUAGUACUCCACUCGGAAGUCACAGUAACUCAAGAGUGAUAAACGUUUUCAAGUGGUUGACGAGUAGCUCCGAAAUGAGCGGAACCGCGGGAGAGCAGGAGGGAGGUUACACCAUCAAGAUCGCUCAGACUACCGAAGAGGUUCAAGCUUGUUAUGACAUGAGGGUGGAAGUGUUCGUCGUAGAGCAUGGGUUCCAACUGGAAGAUGAGAUUGAUGAAUACGACCCUCAAUCCCUCCAAUUUCUCUUGACUAUCCCCACUCCCUCCCCAACGUCUACCGACACAUCAUCACUCCUUCCACAACUCGCGCAGUCUGAACACUCGACGACGGCUGUACCGGUAGGAACGGUGCGAUAUACUCCGAGCAUAGGCAAGAUCUCCAGACUGGCAGUGCUAAAAUCGUUCAGGGGAAAAGGGUACAGUGUGGGGCUGAUGCGUGCUGCGGAAGAGUACGUUCGAAAGCAUCGAGGUCGAGUUGGGGACUCAAAAAAGGAGCAUGUGGGUGAUGAUCUCUCUGCAGCAGGAGAGGUAGAAUCGAGUACGAAGGAGCACAGGGAUAGUUUAUAUUUGCACGCUCAGAUCUAUGUCGUGCCGUAUUAUCGAAAGUUGGGGUAUGAACCAGAAGGAGACGUGUUCGAUGAGUGCGGAGAACCUCAUCAGAAGAUGGUCAAAUAUCUGAACUAGACUUGAUACGUCUGAAAGUGAAAGCGGAACAGUAGCACCCGAUGCUUAUCGAGCGUAAAGAGAACGGGUGGACUGGUGCUGCUUCCCUUUGCCGAGUCGCCGCAACCAUAUUAUACACAAGAUGCAUGAGCAGAUCUGUCAUC
Messenger RNA from Tremella mesenterica DSM 1558, 862 nucleotides. RefSeq lists its product as uncharacterized. Gene Ontology annotation, molecular function: acyltransferase activity, transferring groups other than amino-acyl groups. The transcript has 6 exons. Lineage: Eukaryota; Fungi; Basidiomycota; Tremellomycetes; Tremellales; Tremellaceae. The record is from RefSeq and is a predicted model, not a curated record. Bases 111 to 719 code for a protein of 202 amino acids.